This is a messenger RNA of Symsagittifera roscoffensis, 2121 nucleotides long. Its product is annotated as probable E3 ubiquitin-protein ligase HERC1. Gene Ontology annotation, molecular function: ubiquitin-protein transferase activity. Gene Ontology annotation, cellular component: cytoplasm. The record is from RefSeq and is a predicted model, not a curated record. The coding region runs from base 1 to 1944 and encodes 647 amino acids. The transcript is spliced from 4 exons. NCBI's taxonomy places the organism in Eukaryota, Metazoa, Xenacoelomorpha, Acoela, Convolutidae.
AUGCUAAUCAGACUACUUGAUUUGGUGACACUUAUUGGGGAAGGAGCAGACGAUGCAGGUGGAGUGUUUGACGAGAUCAUGGGCGAGAUGGUGCGAGAGAUCCAGCAGAAACAGAUGUGUGGCCUCCUCAUCCCUACACCCAACUCGAUUGCUGAGACAGGAAACAACCGAGACGUCUUCCUUCUCAACCCAAAAGCAACAAAUGCCGAACAAUCGGAACAGCUGAAGUUUCUAGGAAUUCUAUUUGGAGUGGCAAUGAGAACGAGGAAACCCAUUGAGAUCGAACUGGCUCCUAUCAUGUGGAAAUUACUUGCGGGAUGUCAAGUGACACUUAUUGGGGAAGGAGCAGACGAUGCAGGUGGAGUGUUUGACGAGAUCAUGGGCGAGAUGGUGCGAGAGAUCCAGCAGAAACAGAUGUGUGGCCUCCUCAUCCCUACACCCAACUCGAUUGCUGAGACAGGAAACAACCGAGACGUCUUCCUUCUCAACCCAAAAGCAACAAAUGCCGAACAAUCGGAACAGCUGAAGUUUCUAGGAAUUCUAUUUGGAGUGGCAAUGAGAACGAGGAAACCCAUUGAGAUCGAACUGGCUCCUAUCAUGUGGAAAUUACUUGCGGGAUGUCAAGUGACACUUAUUGGGGAAGGAGCAGACGAUGCAGGUGGAGUGUUUGACGAGAUCAUGGGCGAGAUGGUGCGAGAGAUCCAGCAGAAACAGAUGUGUGGCCUCCUCAUCCCUACACCCAACUCGAUUGCUGAGACAGGAAACAACCGAGACGUCUUCCUUCUCAACCCAAAAGCAACAAAUGCCGAACAAUCGGAACAGCUGAAGUUUCUAGGAAUUCUAUUCGGAGUGGCAAUGAGAACGAGGAAACCCAUUGAGAUCGAACUGGCUCCUAUCAUGUGGAAAUUACUUGCGGGAUGUCAAGUGACUAUCGAAGACUUGCAGCAGGUCGAUUCAUGUUACGUCUCGAUCUUAAACAACUUGCUAGCUUUGGAUGAAAGUGUAGUGAUCGAAGAGAACUUCAAAGAUCUGAUGCCGUUUAACUUCAACGAAUGUCAAAGCGCUAAUGGAGAAUCAGUUUCGCUGACAAGCAAGAAAAACGGAACGAGCCAUUGGGUGUACGUGAACUUAAACACCAGGGACAAAUAUGUAGCCAAGGUGCUGUCAUAUAGGUUGAAUGAGUUCUCACUGCAAAUUGAGAAAGUUCGAGAAGGUAUGGGGUGUAUAGUACCCCUGCCUAUCAUUUCGCUGAUGACUCACACCGCUCUUGAAGAAUAUAUAUGCGGAUCAAAAACAGUCAAUGUUGAAGCUCUGCGAAAGUUUGUGAAAUACAGAGGUUGUGACGAAGAAACUCAGGUCAUAGUUUGGUUCUGGAACAUUCUAGAAUCUUUCGAAGAUGAACAAAAGAUUCUGUUUCUCAGAUUUGUUUCGGGAAGAUCGCGACUUCCGGCUAACGUUAAUGAAAUGUCACAAAGGUUUAUAAUUUAUUUCGCAAACGAUAAAACUGACGCAUUGCCAACAGCGCAAACAUGUUUCUUCCAAAUAAGGUUACCAGGGUACUCAAGUCAAGAAGUUAUGAAAAAUAAACUCCUCUACGCGAUCAAAAACUGUCAGACAAUAGACAUGGACAACCACAUGUUGAAUCGGGAUCCAAUGCGAAGGGUUCUAAGAGCAGUUGCUAUGAGUAAUGCCUUCUUCAAUCUGGAGGUCAACAACGCGAACAUUUUCGAACAGUUCCCUAUGCCAUCGAUUGUAGACCCUUCGACGACCUUAUCAGUUCCGAGUCCUCGAGCUAUGAAUGUGAGUUCGGAUACAGAAGAGGAUGUCGUCGUUGGAUCCGAGCAGCAAUCGGCCGAGUUGUUCAACCCAUCCGACCAGGAGCCAACUUCAACAGCACGACUGAGACGAACGUUUCAUUAUCAGACUCUCCCAUCUGGCGAUUAGAUGUUACAUUUGAAUUGAAACUGGUUUCGAUCUGGUUAUGGCAAAACUACGAAACUUUUAAUAGAGUACUCAAUACUUUCAGAAAACUUCAUAUUCCAAAAAAUUUAAAGCUCCUAUAUUCAAAUUGAAAUAGAGUGAAAUUUAAGAAUGACAGUGUAUCUAUUAGAUAAGUUUGAA